AUGUCGCGGCUGGACGUGGAUGUGGACGUGGACGUGGUGGACGUGGACGUGGACGUGGACGUUGUCGUGGACGUGGACAUGGUGGACGUGGACGUGGUCGUGGACGUGGACGUGGACGUGGUCGCGGUCGUGGACGUGGACGUGGACGUGGUCGCGGACGUGGACGUGGACGUGGACGUGGUCGCGGACGUGGACGUGGUCGUGGACGUGGUCGUGGUCGUGGACGUGGACGUGGACGUGGUCGUGGACGUGGACGUGGACAUGGACGUGGUGGACGUGGACGUGGACGUGGACGUGGUGGUCGUGGACGUGGACGUGGACGUGGACCUGGACGCGGACGUGGACGUGAACGUGGACCUAGACGUGGACGUGGACGUGGACGUGGACGUGGACGUGGUGGACGUGGACGUGGACGUGGUCGUGGACGUGGUCGUCGACGUGGACGUGGAGGUGGACGUGGACGUGGUGGACGUGGACGUGGUGGACGUGGACGUGGAGGUGGACGUGGACGUGGUGGACGUGGACGUGGUCGUGGACGUGGACGUGGACGUGGACUUGGACGUGGACGUGGACGUGGGCGUGGACGUGGACCUGGAGGUGGACGUGGACGUGGACGUGGAUAUGGACGCGGACGUGGACGUGGACGCGGACGUGGACGUGGAUAUGGACGUGGACGUGGACGCGGACGCGGACGUGGUGGACGUGGACGUGGUCGUGGACGCGGACGCGGACAUGGUCGUGGACGCGGUCGUGGACGUGGACGCGGACGUGGACGGGGACGCGGUCGUGGACGCGGACGUAGACGUGGACGCGGACGUGGUCGUGGACAUGGUCGUGGACGUGGUGGACGUAGACGUGGACAUGGACGUGGACGUGGUGGAUGUAGACGUGGACGUGAUGGACGUGGUGGACGUGGACGUGGACGUGGUGGACGUGGACGUGGACGUGGAUGUGGUCGUGGACGUGGACGUGGACAUGGACGUCGACGUGGUGGACGUGGACGUGGACGUGGACGUGGACGUGGACUUGGACGUGGACGCGAUGGUGGACGUGGACUUGGACGUGGACGUGGACGUGGUCGUGGACGUGGACAUGGACGUGGAGCGGUCGUGGACGCGGACGUGGACGUGGACGCGGACGUGGAGCGGUCUUGGACGCGGACGUGGACGCGGACGUGGAGCGGUCGUGGACUCGGACGUGGACGUGGAUGUGGUGGAUGCGGUCGUGGACGUGGACGUGGUGGACGCGGUCGUGGACGUGGACGUGGACGUGGACGUGGUGGACGCGGUCGUGGACGUGGACGUAGACGUGGUGGACGUGGACGUGGACGUGGACGUGGUCGUGGACGUGCACGUGGUCGUGGACGUGGACGUGGACGUGGACGUGGACGGGGACGUGGACACGGUGGUGGACGCAGUGGUGGACACGGACGUGGACGUGGACGUGGUGGACGCAGUGGUGGACGCGGACGUGGACGUGGACGUGGUGGACGCGGUGGUGGACGUGGACGUGGACGUGGACGCGGUGGUGGACGCGGUCGUGGACGUGGACGCGGUCGUCGACGUGGACGUGGACGCGGUGGUGGACGUGGACGUGGACGUGGACGUGGAAGCGGUGGUGGACGUGGACGUGGUCGUGGACGUGGACGCGGACGUGGACGUGGACGUGGACGCGGUCGCAGACGCGGUCGUCGACAUGGUGGACGUGGACGUGGACGUGGUGGAUGUGGACGUGGACGUGGUGGACGUGGACGUGGUGGACGUGGACGCGGUCGUCGACGUGGUGGACGUGGAUGUGGAUGUGGUGGACGUGGUGGACGUGGACGUGGACGUGGUCGACGUGGACGUAGAGGAUGCAGACUUGGACGUGGACGACGUGGACGUGGACGUGGUGGACGUGGACGUGGACGUCGACGUCGACGUGGACGUGGUGAUGGACGUGGACGUGGACGUGGACGUGGACGUCGACGUGGACGCGGUGGUGGACGUGGACGUGGACGUCGACGUGGACGCGGACGAGGUGGUGGACGUGGACGUGGACGUGGACGCGGACGCAAAAUUUCAAGAACAAGGGCCUAGCGUGUGCAAAAUAGCAAGAACAAGGGCCUAG
Molecule: messenger RNA, 2109 nt
Organism: Closterium sp. NIES-65
Lineage: Eukaryota; Viridiplantae; Streptophyta; Zygnematophyceae; Desmidiales; Closteriaceae
Source: the annotation of a GenBank genome assembly